AUGGUCACUGUCAGAGUUGUUAAGAGCACCAACGGCGCUACCAGGACUACUUCUUCUACAAGUGGGUCUUCCGCUUUCCCUCUCAGGGGAGCUCAGGAAACGGCGCCCAGGUUGACUCGUUCUCGAGCGAAGCAGAUUACUCAAGCGCAACCUCCAUCGACCCAAAAUCAGGCCAUCUCGCGAUUGAAUUCGGAUGCCGCCGUACUCACUGGAUCCCGUCCUACGCAUGCGCAAGAGGCACAAGGACCUAUUGUUCAUGGAGGCUUUCGGUUGCCCACUGUUGGCAACCGGCUGGUCCCAUUGACUGGGGACCCGUAUUAUCCUCCCUCCUGGCCCUGGACCACUCCUGCACAAGCGGGUCCGAGAUUCACAAUCCACCUCAAAAAGGGAUAUAUCUACCCUUUUGCACCUUUAGGACGAAGUCUACAACCUCUCAAGAUUUUCGUCGACGAAGAUAUGAAGAGCAGGCUCCCUGUAGCGGACAUCUCUUUCUUUAGUAAUCGCGACGGAAUGGCGCAAACGACGGUUGUUGAUUACAACCACAAGACGUACCUUAUUAUGGGGUACUGGGACAACAGCUGCCCCGUCAAUGCUAACUUAAUUCGGAUUUGCUCUAUCCCCUGGAAAGGACAAUUGGUCGUUUUCGGUCUUGGAAGUAGGACACGUAUCCUCCAGCGACCCGCCGGUUCUGUUGCAGAUGUUGAACAAGCCCUACGUUUUUUCAUUCGCGACUGCGUCGUCGCGAUGAUGCAGAAUAGGAGAUGGCCACGUCUUAUCUCUUUACGCGUCGAUUUGAAGAGCAUUGUUAUGUAG
Molecule: messenger RNA, 813 nt
Organism: Psilocybe cubensis
Lineage: Eukaryota; Fungi; Basidiomycota; Agaricomycetes; Agaricales; Agrocybaceae
Exons: 4
Coding region: 1-813 (270 amino acids)
Source: RefSeq, a predicted model, not a curated record